AUGGCUUCCAUUACUAAUUCUCAUCUUAUAUUAUUGUUUAUAAUCUCUUCUACUUUUAUUGUUUUUACGUUAGCAUUAGAUUUUUCAGAUGUUCCAGCAGAAGCACCAGAUGGCUUUUUACCUUUAGCCAAAAAGCAUGUUGUAAUUCGCAAUACUGUAGAGAAUGGAGAAGGGUUGAAUAUACAUUGCAAAUCCAGUGAGGAUGAUUUGGGACAUAUCCAUCUUAAACAUGGGCAUACUUGGGAUUUCAGGUUUCAUGUUAACAUGUCAAAAUCUACAAAAUUUCGUUGCCAUUUUUGGUGGUAUGCAGGCGGUAAUGAUUUUUUCAAUUACUGGUUUGAUAUAUUUAAAAUAUCUAGAGAUGACAAACCAUCAGGAAAAUAUCCUGUUUGCAAAGAAUGCAUUUGGGAGUUAAACCGAUACGGUUUUGAAGGCUAUAUUUGUCGUAUAAAUCGUGAUAAAUCAGAUCUUUGGUGUUUCUCGAUGGACGAUAAACCUUAA
Arabidopsis thaliana (thale cress) is the source of this 501-nucleotide messenger RNA. RefSeq names its product Plant self-incompatibility protein S1 family. NCBI's taxonomy places the organism in Eukaryota, Viridiplantae, Streptophyta, Magnoliopsida, Brassicales, Brassicaceae. The record is from RefSeq and is marked reviewed. Bases 1 to 501 code for a protein of 166 amino acids. The transcript has a single exon. Gene Ontology annotation, cellular component: extracellular region.